Molecule: messenger RNA, 2202 nt
Organism: Owenia fusiformis
Lineage: Eukaryota; Metazoa; Annelida; Polychaeta; Sabellida; Oweniidae
Source: the annotation of a GenBank genome assembly
CAGCCUUCAUCGGCAAACUUGUAGAGCACCUAAUCGACCAAUCAGAGCAGCCCUGUGGACUGCUAGAUUCGCAUAGAAAUAAUAGGUGAAAGAUGCGAGAGCCUCACACGUCGGGUUGUUUUCAUCACUGAGCAACUUUCUACUGCGUCUUCCGAGUUUGGAAGUUAUAGUUUUGUAUGUUUGGAGCGACUGUUUACAUCUACCACGACGGCUAUCAACGGAGGUUCAGUUCAUAACGCAUAUAUGUUACACGAUCAGGCAUCUGGGGCGGGGGUUGGAGCCUCCCCCACCCCCAUGCUUCCAUCAUUUGGCUUCACCCAGGAGCAGGUGGCUUGCGUCUGCGAAGUCCUUCAACAAGGGGGUAAUAUCGAGAGACUAGCCAGGUUUCUAUGGUCACUACCGGCAUGUGAGCAUUUACAUAAGAACGAAAGCGUACUCAAGGCGAAAGCCGUAGUCGCCUUCCACAGAGGAAACUUCAGAGAACUUUAUAAAAUUUUGGAGAGUAAUAACUUUAACUCACAUAACCAUCCAAAGCUACAGGCGCUAUGGUUAAAAGCACAUUAUGUAGAGGCCGAGAAACUCAGGGGCAGACCCCUGGGGGCCGUAGGAAAGUAUAGAGUCAGGCGGAAGUUCCCUCUUCCAAGGACAAUAUGGGAUGGGGAAGAGACAAGCUACUGCUUCAAGGAGAAGUCUCGGACCGUCUUACGGGAGUGGUAUGCACAUAACCCCUACCCGUCCCCCAGGGAGAAGCGAGAAUUAGCCGAGGGUACGGGACUUACCACCACUCAAGUCAGUAACUGGUUUAAAAAUCGACGACAACGGGACAGAGCAUCUGAACAAAAAGACAGGGGUGAUGGUCAGGGAGAUGGCGACAGUUCUAUGGUUGGUAGUGGCGUAAAACAAGAGGACGACUCGGAUCUAGAUGACAUGACGGCCUUAGGCCAUACCGAACUAGACUCACCAACAGGAGGGAACAUGUACGCAGAUUUAGUGCAACAAAAAUCCUCACCAAGUCAACAACAAGCAAACGCAAUGGUUCUGCAAUAUGCGCAACAUCACCAACAAAUGCCAAUCUCAACGACACACCCCGGUAUCACUCAACCGUCCCAGCAGUCCUUAGGCUUGACUAUGACAAACACUAACUCUGGUAUACCCCACCCUCAGCAUCCGGGCUCUGUUCAAGCACAUCCGGGACUUUUAACAGAAUAUCAAACACUAUGACUCGGCCAAAUGACUUGCUGAUGUCGACUCGAAAAAUCCUGUGGUAAUCUAAUCAAAUCUCGUCCCCACGAUAUCUCGAUAUCACGUGACAAUAAAUUGAUAUCGUCAUGCACGAACGAUAUAAAGAAACACCAACAACGUUGGGCGAAGUGUUACGGUGUCUAGCAAACUUUGGAACGCGCGUCACAUUAAUAAGGACGGUAAUGUGUACACAUUUUGAGGAGUUAUGAAACAAUGAUUUAAAACAUCCAACUUUAAUUAUACCCCCUAUUUGUGCUUCUACUGCAAUGAAUCUCUGAGAGUAUUAGAUACAUUCAAACAAAACAGUAUUAUUCAUUAUAAAGGAAAAAGUUAGUAUAAACGCAAAGCUCUGGUAAACAGAAAAUAUAUUACUUCUUUAAACUGUUGAAUAAUUUUUGAAAAAUUGAAGUCAUGAAUCUACCAUAAAAUAUUAUUUUCACGUUUGUAUUCUAUAGUCUACACGUGAACUCAUAUCAUUGUGAACAAGGGUGUUAUUUUAUCACCCUUCUCCACUGCUAUACAUCAUUUCUUAUCUUAGAUAUUCCAGCCAAACUUUAUGUGGGAAUCUGUUUUAUAACAAUCUCCUUCUUGAAAUGUUCAUUUACAAAUCUUUUCAUACGAUUCUGAACUAUUUUCUAUGAUUUUGAUGAUUGACUCAACGCAAAUGAGAUUAGUAGUAAGCCAAUCUUUAUUAAAUUAUCUAAAUAAGAAAAUUCAUUUACUAAGUUUGGUUUUAUUCCUCUGUGGUUUUCGCUGGAAGUUAUUAUAUUUGUUGCAUGUUGCUUCGGUAGAACUUAAGUCGUCUUUAUUGUUCUGGAUACGUUGGAACAUCUAACGUUAUAUAUUAUCAUCAUCAUCAUUAUGUUAUAGUAAAACUAUAGCAUUGUGGCUAUAUCAUUGUGUAACAUUCAUUUUAAAAAUGAAAUAAAGCAUUUAUAAGAUAGUAAAUAUAAAAAUUAG